AUGGUCAGACUUUCUACACAAUCCAGGUUUUGCGGGUCAGAUAAACUCAUCCUUUUUUGGGUUAAAUACCUCCAUAUAAUGCACACGUCAUCUGAGCAAAAUAUCUACAUAGGAGAACAGGUGAAUUCAUUUACAGACCAAACCACCAGUCGGAGAUUUAAUCGUCCCGUAGACCAGCCUUUACAGUAUAACAGUCUUACAUCUCGUACAAUGAACUUCAAUAGAAUUCUCAGUCAUGGGAUUUCAAUGCCAGUCUCUGGAACAUGGCAUCCAACUGACUUCAGGCAACCCGAUUACUUACUUCUUCAACCUACACCUAAAAGACGACGAACUUCCUCUGGAUCAACAGGACUUUCUCGCCGAUAUUGUACAUCCUCCAGGAAUGGUCAUUUUUCUGGCGAUUUACCGGUGCAUUCAUCUAGAAAUCUUUCCUAUAUGUCUGAAAUGUCUAACCAUCGUUUUAUCAGAUCGUUGGAUCCACGUAAUUCUGAAAACGUUUUCCAAAAUAAUAUUUUUAUGAAUGCCCGUCCAAUACAUCAGCAUUGGCCCCAGGUACUACCAACAUCUCAGCAUCCUAAUCGUUGGCAGAAUGAACUUCGACAGGUUACCAGUUUAGUAUCUGUUGCUGCUGUUGCAGCCGCCGCCGCAGCUGCUGCUACACAAAAUAGUACACACUACCAACAGUCUUUCAUAUCACCGACUACGACUGUCAGUUCCUCAGAGGUACCUUGUCCUAGCAGUCAGCAUUAUGUUGGUAUCACACCACGAGCAGCUAAAGGUUUUACUUCGUCUAGAUCUAGUUUUGUUAAACGUCCAAGCUAUCAAUUUUCAUUUCCUAAUGGAGUUGGAAGUAAUAAAAGAAGAUCGGACUUUCCAGAAGCUAAUGAAACCCACAGUCAAAUUAUUAUCAACAAUGGACAUUCAUAUCAUGAAUUCGCUGUCACUGAUAAAGACCUACCUUUACCGUCACCAUCCUCUUUCUCAUCGUCAUUAACAUCUGCAUUACUUUGUAAUCCUCAAUUGAAUUCUUGCCCACCAGAUAUCAUUGGUUCAGUCUCUUCAUGUACUCGUCAUAAUUUACAAUCUGAAAAUAAAUACGCUACUAUUAGAUCUGAUUCAGAAAAUACUAUCAACUGUAGUCCUGUUGAAGAAUCUUCCGAUUCCAUUGUAACAAGUGCUACAGUUAGUAAUGCUGCAGACCUAAUUCAUCGAACUGUGGUUGAACAGCUAGAUCUACUGACAACUGUUCAGAAUUCACCUCAUAAUAUUGAUCAUAAUAAUGAUUUGUUAUCAUUUACAUAUGUUACAAACUGUAAUACCGCUCCAAUUGUUGAAUCAAAUAAUAAUGAUAAUGAGUCGAUGAAUAAAUCGAUUGAUGACUCUCAUCAUCGUCACCAACAAAAACCAGUCAUCCACACAAUAGGAUCUAAUAAUAUUAAACUACCACAAACUGAUCCUCAUCAUCAGUCCAGUUCAGUUAUACCAAAUAAAAAUCCGAUCACCUCUUGUUUUAAUGACUUGAACUCAAAUGAACCGAUCACUUCAUCAAUACCCCACUGUAAUAUCGACGAAAAUAUACAGUUCACAUCAUCUUGUUUUCCCCAUUCUGAAUUAAAUGAGUCAAGUACAAACUUCGUAAUAUCAUCUACUUCUCAAACAGAAGUUGGUGGUGGUGGUUGUGGUGAAGAAGCGACCGUCGUGGCAGCAGCGGCGGUCGUCGCCUCUGCUGCAGCUCAUGCAGUCGCUGCUGCUGCUCAAGCUGUUUCCGCUGCUGUUCAUCAUCGACGAGCAUCAUCAUCAUCGUCAUUAGAUCAAGCCAUUUCAUCCCAAUUGAAUGAAUCUAUUCUUAUGCAUACACUACCUAAUCAAUCGACUAUUCAUCAUCCACUUAUUCAUUGUUCAUCAUCAUCGGUUGGAUGUUACGAUAACUAUCCUUCGACAAAUCAAUUGAUUUCUUCUGAUUUAUAUCAUCAUCACACUGGUCAUAGUAGUAUGUUACAUGAGCAUGAACUUAAUUAUAGACAAUCUCAGUUAUUAGCUAAUUUGUCAUCGGGAAAUAUGUUAAAUUCUUUUAGUGUUCAGCCAUCCACAACUUGUAAUUUCUCUUCGUCUCAGUCUAUUUUUCAUCCUUCAAAUUUAUACUCAUCUAUGUCUAUUGAUAACAGAAAUAAUAGUUUCACCUGCGAUUCAAGAAUCAAUUUACACAUUCCGAAUAUUUGCACAGGCCAAAUUCCAUCGUCUUCUAUGUUACAUCCAAUUAUACCAGCUUUCUCCACUUCCAAUGGUUUAACUCUCAUUCGAAGUACUAAUGAAUUUGGUGACGCUUCUUAUCCACUAGCGACAGUCCGAUGUAUUACAAGUGAACCGCCCGAAAACAGUUUUGAGUUCACAAUGCGUACUUCAGGAUUUACUGGACCCCAUACAGCACGAUCACAUUUCAUCACUACACCAUUGACCUUCUCAAAUAGUGUGGAAUCGACUUUACUGAAUAAUAAUUUUUCAACUCCUAUCAAUCCAUCUCAUUAUCAUCAGACAUCUAUUCAUCCGAAUCUAACUACAGUGGCUACAGAAGUUGCCGCUGCUGUUGCUUUAGCUGCAAAUCAUUCAUCCUCAUCUGUCAUAAAUCGAUGUACUGAUCCUAGCCAAAUAAGUUUUCUGCCAAACAAUAUUGUAGGCUUAUCACGUGGCUCUUCUAACCCAUCUUUUUCUCCAUAUUUCCCUCCAUCGUUUCCUUCCGCUACACCAAUCCCUCUAUUGCCGUUGAGAUCACCACAGUUAUCGAUUAUCGGUUCAUCUACACUGGCUACAACUCGUGGAGUAAAUACUUUACUACAAUUUCUUCGAUUAAUUCAUCAAAGACCCGACUCCUAUGCAUUACCCUAUUAUCCUUCUGCUAUGACUGCUACAGCUGGUGGCUCUAAUCAAAGUGUUGUUGUCAGUGCUUCAGCUGGGAUAGCUAAUGGAACUCGAGUUGCAUCAGCUGUUACACCACCUCUAUUAUCACACCAUCCUAUUGUUCCUCUUCAAGCAUCAUUUUUAUCUAAUUAUACAGAAAGAGAACAUAUUACUACGCAAGAUAAUAAUCUAUUCAUAAAUAAUCAACAAACAUCGAUCUCACCAUCAAUUGGUAUUCAACCAAUCACUUCAGCGACUGCAGCAUUAGCCGUUGCUAUGGCCGCUGCUGUUGCUUUACAACAACAAAAUCAUAGACAUUCAUCAUCAAAUGCUAUUUCUAUGCUUACAUCAUCUAGAGUUGCACCGACUACACCUUCAAUACCAGUUCCAAUAUUGCAUGCUCAUUUAUAUUAUCCUAGAAAUGUAACAACUGUACAACAAUUACAUAAUGCACAUCAACAAUGCUAUCAUAAUCAUUAUGGUAGUAGUGCUGGUGGUGGUGGAGUACAGUAUCACAACAGUCAUUCUCAAAGACCUGCUUCUACGCCUAAUACAUCAACUAGUAGUUGUUUAUCAGUUAAUCCGGUGAAUUCGUUAUUUUCAGCAUCUAGUAUAGGUGUCAGUGGUGGUAGUGGCGGUGGUACAACAUCGCCAGCAUGUCUGUCCAAUUUAUUCCCAUUUUUAUUAGCUGUUCCUCCACCACCUACAGCACUACGACCGUUACCACUGCCUGUUUCAAACAAUCCGUCCAUUACAAAUUUCCCUGUCAGUGACUUAUCGGAAACAUUAUUUGCUCAUUAUACUGCUGCUGCUGCUGCCGCCGCCGCUGCCGCCACUGAUCAUUCUACUGUAUUUUCACAUAGAAAUUCAAUUUUACCUCAGACCGUGCCGGAUCCAACUUCAGCAGCUACGGCGGCCGCUGCAGCAGCGGCUGUCGCAGCAGCUGCUGCGGCGGCUAGUGUUGAUCAACUGUUACAUUUGGCAGUUCAAUUAGAAUCGAACAAUGGUCGUGGUCUUAGUAAAGAGGAGUUGGAAAGUUUACCUAUUCGUUUGUAUACAUCAAAACAUUCUGACAGUUUGUCUAGUGGUAAACCGAACACUAAUAUUUGUAAUGAAGUAAAAACCAACGCACAGAAUGAUGUAUCUGAAUGUGAUAGAUGUAUGAUUUGUUUAGAUGACUAUGCAGAUAGUCAACAAAUUCGUCAAAUGCGUUGUUUGCAUGAAUUUCAUGCAAAUUGUGUCGACAAAUGGUUAAAGACAAAGCGUACAUGUCCUUUAUGUCGUGCUGAUGCAUUCACUGGAAGUCAACAUAAAGAUGACUACUUUUAA
This is a messenger RNA of Schistosoma rodhaini, 4224 nucleotides long. Lineage: Eukaryota; Metazoa; Platyhelminthes; Trematoda; Strigeidida; Schistosomatidae. The record is from the annotation of a GenBank genome assembly.